AACUCCAAUACAGCACGACUUCAUCGACGUUGUCCAGAAUAUCAACGCCUGCAGGGAGUUAUCAGUGUUCUAUCAGUCUCAUCAUUGGCUAUAAUUCGUGAUGUCCUAUGGAUGGAUGGAAAAGGACCAUUGUCUACAGAGUCCCGCAUUACAGCGUUUGAGUUAAGUUGUCUAAUUAAAGCAUUGCAUAGCAGUUCUUCAAUGCGUGAUGAAAUGUUAAAAAAGUUGCAUAUCGAUACAAUUUGGACUGAUAGCUUCAAUAACAAACAGUCUUAA
Molecule: messenger RNA, 276 nt
Organism: Trichobilharzia szidati
Lineage: Eukaryota; Metazoa; Platyhelminthes; Trematoda; Strigeidida; Schistosomatidae
Source: the annotation of a GenBank genome assembly